Molecule: messenger RNA, 291 nt
Organism: Zalophus californianus (California sea lion)
Lineage: Eukaryota; Metazoa; Chordata; Mammalia; Carnivora; Otariidae
Product: short transmembrane mitochondrial protein 1
Exons: 1
Coding region: 33-176 (47 amino acids)
Source: RefSeq, a predicted model, not a curated record
CCGCCGCCCUUAGCACCCUCCUUGCCGACGCCAUGCUCCAGUUCCUGCUUGGAUUUACUUUUGGCAAUGUGGUUGGAAUGUAUCUGGCUCAGAACUAUGACAUACCAAACCUGGCUAAAAAACUAGAAGAAAUUAAAAAGGACUUGGAUGCCAAGAAGAAACCCCCUAGUUCAUGAGGCGGACUCCAGCACUGCCUUCUGGAUAUACGGAUUCUGCUGUUCUUGAGGGCCUCCUUACCAUCUGAACCAAAAGCUUUUGUUUUGAAUUCAAGCCUCAACAAUUUUCCUGUUA